AAUUGUCAUUCAUUGUCAAAGUAAGUGAGUGAAUAAUUCGUGUUACUUAUCCAGUGUUUUAUUAGCGAUAAAUUAAAUGAACAUCUGAAGAACGUACCCUGGACAAUGUUUAUAUCGAUAAGACUGUAUUCUGUUUACAUUAAUGCUUGAAUUGCAUAUUGCAAUUACGUUGUGAUUGUAGUCGUAAAGAUACAGUUAAAAUGACGCGACUGUUUUUCACGUUUUUUAUUUUAUAUACCGUAUUUAUUAAGGAUAGUUUGCUACUUUCGGUUGCCCAAGAACCUUUUUUGAAGACUCCGCAAUAUACAAACUACGAUGAUUUAGUGAAACUAUUCGAUGAGUUGGUUCAAAAUUACCCGGAACUGGCGAAAGUUUAUUCGAUCGGGAAAUCGGUUGAAGGACGUCGAUUGUUAGUUAUACAGAUUACCGAAGGUGUUAAGAGUACGCACCCUGAACGACCUGCUUUCAAAUAUGUCGCUAACAUGCACGGCGAUGAAUCUGUUGGAAGGCAGUUAAUGGUUUAUUUGGCGCAAUAUCUUUUAGUGAAUUACGGUAAAGAUGACAGAGUAACGAAAUUGGUUAACACCACAGAUAUACAUUUGAUGCCAUCGUUGAAUCCUGAUGGUUUUGAAAAGAGUAAGGAAGGGGAAUGUGAAUCAUUACAAGAAGGUGAUGGUCGUAACAACGCUAAAGGUGUUGACUUGAACAGGGACUUCCCCGAUCAGUUUGAUCGCAAUCGGUCCAAUGAUGAUGCAUAUCUGUAUGGAGGUAGACAACCGGAGACCACAGCACUCAUCCGCUGGGUGCUGAGCAAGCAGUUUGUGUUGUCUGGUAACCUUCAUGGUGGAGCUAUCGUUGCCAGCUAUCCAUAUGAUGAUUCAAGCACUGGCAAAGAAUGCUGUGAGGAAAGCCAGUCGCCUGAUGACGCACUAUUCAAGCAUCUUGCAGCAGUAUACGCGAGCAGACACGAGGACAUGAAGAAGGGCAACGCCUGCAAGCCGGAGACCUUCAAAGAUGGCAUCACGAACGGCGCGUUCUGGUACUCCGUGCCAGGUGGUAUGCAAGAUUUCAACUACGUAAACUCGAACUGUUUCGAAGUGACUUUCGAGUUGUCUUGCUGUAAGUACCCGCGCGCCGCUCAGCUGCCGCGCUUCUGGGAUUAUAUAUCACCAUCUCCAGUGACAGUGACAGUGUCGGAAGGUGACAUGGCGACUGUCAACUUGACUGUCAGCCGGCGACCGCGCGCCCUCGCCAUCGCGCGUAACAGGCACCCGCGUCACAACAUGGACGGCAUUUCUGCAGUUGACUUCGAGCACCAUGAUUACACCAAGAUGGAGAGCUUCCUGAAGACGCUGCAUGAGGAGUAUCCAGACAUCACCAGACUCACCAGCAUCGGGCAGUCUGUGGAGGGUAGAGAGUUGUACGUGCUAGAAGUUACUGCAGACCCGGGAAAACAUAUUCCAGGCAAACCGGAGUUCAAAUACGUGGCCAAUAUGCACGGUAAUGAGGUAGUUGGUCGAGAAAUGUUGCUAUUCCUGGCCAAAUACCUGUGCCAACAAUACACCAGCGGCGACAAGAGGAUCCAGAAGAUGCUGAACACCACCAGGAUACAUCUCUUACCCAGCAUGAACCCUGAUGGAUAUGAAAAGAGUAGAGAACGUGAUUUCGGCAGUAUAAUCGGCAGAGCGAACGCGCACGAUGUCGACCUCAACAGAAACUUUCCUGACCAGUUCGGACCUACUCAGGAUAACUCGUCACCGGAAGUGGAAACUUCAGCUGUAAUGCAAUGGUCUCAAUCGCUGCCGUUCGUGUUGUCGGCCAACCUGCACGGCGGCGCGCUCGUCGCCAACUACCCCUACGACGGCAACCCCGACAUGGCCAGCGGCGGGGAGUUCCUCACCCCCGAUAAUGGGGUGUUUGUGCAUUUAGCACAUGUCUACUCUAAUGCCCAUCAUAAGAUGCACUUGGGUCAGCCGUGCAAAGGAUCUCCCAACGAGAAGUUUCCAGAAGGAAUCGUUAAUGGCGCCAAAUGGUACGUGCUAUCAGGGGGUAUGCAGGAUUGGAAUUAUCUCCACACCAGCGAUAUGGAGCUGACGCUGGAGCUGGGCUGUUACAAGUUCCCUCCUGCUGCAGACCUGCCUACAUACUGGCAGGACAAUAAGGACGCGCUUCUAGAUUAUAUUGAACAGGUACAUAUAGGAGUGCACGGGUUUGUACAUAGUCAUAUUGGACACGCUCUACCCAAUACUACGAUAGCUGUCUCCGGUAUCAAACACGUUGUGAAAACAGCAAAAGAUGGAGAUUUCUGGAGAUUGCUACUGCCUGGGAAAUAUAACAUCACUGCUAGUAAAGAUGGAUAUGAAAGUGUAACAGAAGAAGUGACAGUUCCUACUGAAGGAUCUGUCAGUGUCAACUUUACUUUGAUGGUGGACGACCCCCAGCAUUGGUCCUCCGCGUACGACUUCCGAGUACUGGAGAAUAUAGUGAACACGAAGUACCACAGCGGCGUGGAAACGUACGCCGCGUUGGCGGAGCUGGAGAACAGGUUCCCAGAUGUAGCGGAGUUCAAAGCUGGGGAUGCUCUCAGUACUGCUGUAUUCCAUACUCUCAAGCUUACUGAUGAGGUUGGAUCACCAGAGGAGACUAAAUUCCGUAUCGCAAUAAUUAGCAACUUAUACGCGUCACAGGCUUUAGGCCAAGAGCUAUUGGUUAAUUUCGCCCGACACAUUACAACUGCAUACACAAUCGGAGAGCCAAUACAUCAGAAACUACUAAAAAAUACAGUAUUAAAUUUCAUACCCAAUAUAGAUCCGUUAUAUACAAAUAUAUUAAAACAUUACGAUAACACAGAUAAAUGCGAAAUAGAGGCGUUGGAAGAAGAAUUCGGUGAUAGUGUGUACAAUUACUUGACAAAGAAAAAUUUAAACCCAUUAUCAAAUUAUACACGUGAAAAAUCAUUUAUACAUCUAUUGGAAAUGGAGAAAUACGAUUUGAUAAUAGAAUUAUCUUCCGGUACACAAGAUGUGGCAUAUCCGGAAUUAUCUAAAGAGAUAUACGAACAGUUUGCUAGAAAAUUCCAAGAUAAUAGAACUCCUAGUGAAAGAUAUGAAUGCAGUGAGAAGAAUAAUCACAUAGUUCAUGGGAAUCUUGUAGAUUUGAUCUGUGAGAGGUUUAACACCCCCAUAGUGUCGUUGGGGUUGAGUUGUUGUAAGAUGCCAUCCCCUGACGUCAUCGGAUGGGUGUGGAGGGAGAACUUGCGCGGGAUUAUGAAGCUUGUAGAAGUAGCUAAUACAGCAAUUAACAUGGCGCGUCAUAGAGGGCGUUGUGAAACAAAAAGAUAUAGUGAUGCGUCGUCUGAACGCGGAUCAUCUGCCACAAGUUGCAGUCGACGAGCUGCCAUUGAGUGACGACCCUAAUACUAUUUAUAUCACAGGUCUAGCACUAGACUUGAGCAGCGUGCCGCUGUCGGACGCGCGCGUGUCGCUGUACCCGCUGUCGCAGCAGCUGCUGCAGCCGCGGCCGCCGCCGCCGCCGCUGGCCAGCAGCAGCAGCGACAGCGCGGGCCGCUUCCUGCUGGCGCUGCCCGUCACCUACACCGGCAGGGAGGUCGCGCUGGCAGUCGCUAAGGACGGCUAUAUACCCAGUACUAGACAUAUCAAGAUAAAUAGUGACAGCAAAGUGACUCCGAACGUGUUAUUCAAGUUAGAGCGAGAUGACACCGUGCUCGGUUUACCAAGGCUCGUUUUUGUCAUGCUUGCCGGUGCUGUUGGCGUGUUGUUAGUGUUGUGCGCGGCGUGGUGCUUCGGUUGUCGUCAACGAGCGCGCGAUACCAGACGCAACUACCUCUUCUCACAACUACCGCCUGACGACAAGCAGCCGCUUUGCGCUACAGCUUCAUACGAUUUGAUACAAAAGCCGUAUUACGAUGAUGACGACAUCCCGCCCUCGGAGACUGACUCCGAAGACGAAAUAGUUCUACUGCGCUCCGACCGUGAAUGGAAGCCUGUAGAACAACACGACCACUGACCGCUGACACCUGCUUACGUAACAGUUGUACAUGCACACAGCUCACAGUAAUUUGAUCAUGCACGAACUUCCAAAAGACAAAAAAUUACCUGUCAAUGUCAAGUUUUUCAAAUUAUACUUCGUGCAUAGAAUAAAUAACAGAUAGACCAAUCUGAUGUCGAAAAGUAUACUUCAUCUAUGAUUUUAAAAAAUGUAUUUUUUAAAAAACGUUUCAAAUACGUUUACUUGAUAAUGUAAUGAUUAAUAUUUAAUUAAUAUUGCGUUUAUAAAUAUUUUAUAUGGAUGUAUGUUAUAUCAACAUUUGCUCCUUACAGGGUAUCGUAAUGAUAUUUAAAAAAGAAAACAUAUUUGUGGUAUUAAUACGUAAAAAUAUAUUUAUUCAUUACAUUUUACGAUUAAUUUGAUAAACAAAUUCUAUUUACAUUGACUAAAAAUUUGUUAUUUUGACACUUCCUGUCAAAUUACUAAUUUUGGCGCCAAUUAUUAAACUUAAUGUAUAGAAUCUAUUUCCUGUUUAUCAAUAUGUGAUAUAUCUAUCUAUUUUUAUCAAUUCUGUGCAAUUUAAACGUUCAAAUAUUACAUUUAGUUUAAUGUGUAAUUAAGAAAUAAUUAAUUAAGCUUUACUUUUGUCUGACAUUACGCACGUUCGGAUACACGCAUUUAUACAUUACAUUUAAAACAAAUAAUUUUACAAAAAAAAAAGUAUAUUGUUUUUUAAAUUGACAAUUCUGUAUUUUUCUAUAUUUAUUGAGAAAAAUAGAUCUCUUCCAUAAUAUACAGUAUUAGAUUUGUUUAUCCAUAUAAUUGGCAAAGUAAGUUGUAUUUUUAUAGUAUUUAUACACAUUUUAAAAUAUAUGAAAUAAAUUAAUUAAAUAUCUCCAUUUUCAACUUAAUAAAAUUUCAUCUCUACAUUCCUUUAUGCAUUUUAUAUACUUCCUACUUAUUUUAAUUUUAAUUCUUAUAAUAAGUUUAGUUUUAUGUUUAAAAAUUAACAUCUAUAAAACUUUAAUAUUUGCAACAUGCUACGUAAUUUUUUCAAUACUAAUCGAUAAAAAAGUACAGGUUUUUGGCACAGUCAGUAUCAGUAAUAACCGAAAAAACUAGAAUAAACGCAUUCUAGUUUUCUAAAAAUUGUUCGUCUGAAUGCAUAUUUUAAUAGAACAUUAAUUUUUAUUUUAUCAUUAAAAUAAAAUGUAUAUUCGUAACUCAAUUUAAAAUAUAUACAAGUAUUUGAAAAAGAAUCUCCAAUAUUUAUAAAUUGAAUUAUACAAAAGUAUUUUAAAAAAUGUAUUUACACUUUAUGAAAAUUAUACAAAUUAUUGGUGCUCUUUGAAUGUGACUCGUUUUUUAAAUAUACAAAUGUUGUGAUAAUUCUGUAUUAGUUGAAUAUACACUUUGAUAAAAUAAAUAUGUUAGAUU
Molecule: messenger RNA, 5445 nt
Organism: Papilio polytes (common Mormon)
Lineage: Eukaryota; Metazoa; Arthropoda; Insecta; Lepidoptera; Papilionidae
Gene: svr
Product: carboxypeptidase D-like
Biological process (GO): proteolysis
Molecular function (GO): zinc ion binding; metallocarboxypeptidase activity
Source: RefSeq, a predicted model, not a curated record